Molecule: messenger RNA, 1964 nt
Organism: Phoenix dactylifera (date palm)
Lineage: Eukaryota; Viridiplantae; Streptophyta; Magnoliopsida; Arecales; Arecaceae
Product: F-box protein At5g49610-like
Molecular function (GO): protein binding
Source: RefSeq, a predicted model, not a curated record
AGAAAACGCACUACUAAAGUUCGAUCGAGCAUGCAUGACAUGGCAUGCUCAAGUUGAUUUCUAGCCAAAGUUCGAGUCACCCACACCCAGACAAGACAUCCUUGUUCAUUAAGCAAUCCAAAAACCACCCCAUGUUUUUGAACUACAGCGCCCAUAAAUCAGUUCUGGACAAAUCAGUUGGUCCCAUUGUUUCGAAUUACAACCAUCAUAAAUCAGUGUGCAGACUGAAGGACCAAGAACUAGAUUAUAUUUUAGCACAUCUUCUGUGAAACAUUGUUCCUCUCAAGCAUGCAUCUCUAUAGCACAUAGCUAUUGAAGUGAGCUUAUUCAAUGAUCAGUAAGCUUCCAACCCAUGCAUCUCCUGGUCUGCCAACCAGACUGUAACCUACCAAAAAACUGUCGCAUAUCUACUCUUUUUCUAGUAUCUGUCUUAAGCUAAACAAUUUCCCCUCCAGCGCCGAAGAUGGACUGUCGCAGUGAGGGUCGCGUUGCAGCCAAAUUGCCCAAUGAUCUCCUCGUCGAGAUCCUAUCUCGGUUGCCGGCCAAAUCGAUCCUUCGCUUCAAGUGCAUCUCGAAAUCAUGGCUUGCCCUCACCUCCGAUUCCUACUACCGGACCAAGCUGCCACCCACCACGUCUGGUAUCUUCUUGCAUGAGGCCGAGCAUUACAAGUUUAACAGAUCAGAAGUGCAGACCUUCUACAUCAGCCUAUCUUCAGCGGAUGAAAAUACCAUGGACACUGCUCUGGAUUUCUUGCCUUCCCAUAAAGCUCGAAAGAUCACUCAUUGCUGCAAUGGCCUGCUUCUCAGAUGCUCGUGGGAUAUCGAAUCCCCGAAAGCCAUGUAUUUGAAUCCCUGCUACUACUACCAUGUUUGCAACCCCGCCACUAGGGAAUGGGCUGCCAUCCCUUCAUCAAGUAGAGGACCACAGCCUCUAGCCUUGGCUUUCGAUCCCCGUCUCUCCCGCCACUACUACAUCCUUCGAAAUGAUCUAGAUUACACUUUAAAAGAUGGUUUUGAGAUCUUCUCAUCCAAGACAGGCGAGUGGGUCAAGAGACCGAUUCCUCCCCUCAAUAACAUUCCCUGCAACCACUACUGGAUCCAGCAUGGCGUGGUCUUUGAUGGAAUUUUACAUGUUCUAGAUCCCAACGGUGCAAUUAUUCUUGGAGUCGAUCUUGAGGGAGGGAAUGUUUGUCGUAGAAUCAAGCUGCCAAGAUCAGCAAGAAUUGAAAGCAUUCGCACUCGGUGGAUUUGUCUUCCUCUAGAGACUCUUAAGCAAGAGUCCAUUGGGUACUCUGAGGGUAAUUUGCAUUAUGCACUAGAAGAUGAGGAUGAUAUUAUAAAAGUUUGGAUUCUCAAAGAUCAUAGCACGCAUGAAUGGUUCUUGAAGCAUUGCAUUCAUAUCAAAACCAUGCUGGAGAGGCAUAACGUUGAGUAUCUACCUCGAUCCUCUCGACUUGUUAGCUAUCUUAAUAUCUUGGGAUUUCACCCGGACGUUGAUGCUGUUUUCUUUCAAGUGCAAGCUAAGAAGAUUCUUUGUUACCACUUGAACAGUGGUGGAUCAGAAGAAAUUUUCAGCUUGCCUCAUGAACACCUGCUUGGUUUUUUUAUUUAUUCGCCUUGCCUGUUAGAAGGCUUAUUACAGGGUGAGCGAGCCUGAGAAGAUGGCAAUGUGGUGGUGGGCUUCUCACCUCCUCGUUCAACUUGUACAAGAUUCUGGUUGGCAUUGUACAAGAUUAUAGCUAUAUUACCUUAUAUUCUCUCGCGAUUCGGAGGAUAUCUUUUGUUGCCUGAAGUUUCGGAUUCGUAUAGUAUAUAGUUCUUAUUAUGUAUGUAAAACUGGGGAAGGAUUUUCGAUUUGAUACGUUGUCUUGUAACAUUUUAUAUAUCAUUCUAAUAAGUAUCCAAUAUUUGUUAGCUUUGAAAUUAAUUAUUUGCUUGUUUACUAGAUGAUGUUCCUACUUGGU